This is a messenger RNA of Acinonyx jubatus (cheetah), 10601 nucleotides long. RefSeq names its product membrane associated ring-CH-type finger 8 (gene MARCHF8). NCBI's taxonomy places the organism in Eukaryota, Metazoa, Chordata, Mammalia, Carnivora, Felidae. The record is from RefSeq and is a predicted model, not a curated record. The transcript has 7 exons. Bases 5541 to 7160 code for a protein of 539 amino acids. Gene Ontology annotation, biological process: antigen processing and presentation of peptide antigen via MHC class II; protein polyubiquitination; immune response. Gene Ontology annotation, molecular function: MHC protein binding; zinc ion binding; ubiquitin protein ligase activity. Gene Ontology annotation, cellular component: cytoplasm; late endosome membrane; lysosome.
CAGUUUUGAUGCAGAGUUUUUAUGAAAGUUGGAACUACCAUCUUGCCCUAUUUCAGAAUAGUUACAAAAGCCAGGUCCUCCAUAAUCAGACCUUUCACCUCAGGCACCCAAGCAAUCAGAAUGCUUUAUGAGAUACCUGAAAUAUGCUGUGAGUCCGUCACCUGUUGUUUCAGCUGCUAGACAAUGUAACCUUUGGAGAAAUAACCUUUACCAGAAAAUAUGUAUGUUUUAAAGUCCUCAAGAAUGGUUCUGUCAGUGGGAAUUUUAAACCCAGAGCAUAGAGAUACUUGAAAAGAGGAAGGAAGUCAAGGGAUAAAUGACAGUACUUGGGAGACAAUGAGAGAAAUAAAAAUGAUAACAAAAAAUUUGUUAUACUUUUAAAAUAUAUUAAAAAACAAUAGAUUGAUGACUGAAGUGAUGAUUAUCUUAAAAUUGGGGAAUUAGUUUAUCAUGUGGAAUUAAUAUAUUACCCAACAACCCUUUAUGCUUCUCUGUUGGUUUGUUGUGGGAAAGAUGCUGAAAACCCUUGCCUGUUGUGUAUUUAAGAUGUGUUCCAGUCUGCUAAAGAGGGCGUGGAAAAUACAAGAAAAUUUGAAUGACUCUGUGUUCCAGAAUCUUCCCUUGUAGUUUUAGUUUCUUACAACAGUUACAGGCCUUUUUUUAUAGAAGGGGUUCUCCUUUAACAUUAUAUUAACAUUAUCAUUCUUGCAGUGGGGAGUUGAAGGAUAGGGUAGAAUUUGUACAUGUGGUAGUCCAUAAGAAAGAGUUUUUAAAAUUUUUAUUUAUUAAAAAUUAUUUUGAUGUUUUUUAUGAGAGACAGAGUGUGAGCAAGUGAGGGGCAGAGAGAGAGGGAGACACAGAAUCCGAAGCAAGCUCCAGGCUCUGAGCUGUCAGCACAGAGCCCGAUGCGGGGCUCGAACCCACGAGCCAUGAGAUCAUGACCUGAGCGGAAGUCAGACGCUCAACUGACUGAACCACCCAGGUGCCCCCAUUAAAAAGAGUUUUAAUAAUGAAUUCACAACUCUGCCACCUAACUGAUACUCUGGGGGAGAUUGGUGUCCAUGGUGUGCCUUGUUCAUGCCCUCACUGUACUACUGCUGCCACCAUUGCACCAAACUGCUUACCCUCUUUUUAAUUUGCUCUUAAAAUCCUGUGUUCCUAUAGACACCUCAGGCCAAAGGAUGAUGAGUCUGCCAGUAAUAAGGAGUUAUUUUUCAGCAGAAUGAAUCAAAUUGGCUGCCUUGGGAGGUGGCUGGAGAAUUCUCUGUUAUUGGGAUUGUUAAAGAGAAAGAGCCAGAGCUGCAAUAUUAUACAAGGAUUCAGGCUCUGUGUUGGGUUGGAAUAGAUGAUCUUUAUGUUUCUGCUAAAUCUGAGAAUCAUUGAUUUUUUUGGAAUAUCCUUAAUAAUCAGUUUAAAGUUCUGAAUUAAUUUAAAAAAUAUACAGGCUAACAAAAGAGGACUUAAUCAUGUAAACAGUCCAAAUGCCAUCUCUGAGGAUGCUUUCAGCUGCAGGUAACAGAACAACCAACCCAACCUGGCUUAAACAAUGAAAAGCUUUACUAGCUCAUAUAAAAGGAGGUCUAUAUUAAAGAGAAGGAUGGCCCUAAGGGUGGUUGAUCCAGCAUAUCCAAGCCAUUCCCAAGGACCCAGGUUCUUUCUCACUGUUUGCUCUACCAUUCAUGGGGUAUACUUUAUCUCAGGGCAGAUUUCCCCUGAUGUAGGUGGUUGUCAGUAACAUUCAGGGCUGUAUAUGGCCUUGUGAAUGGGAGGAGGAGAGGAAGAAAAGCUUGUUGCUCUCUCUAAACAUGAGUAGGUAUUUCCCAGAUACUUCCAGCACAUAUCACCUCCUGAGCCACAAGUGGGCUCUUGCCAGUCAACCUGCUUUAGGGACAAGGGGUGAAGUGUCAGCAUCCUGAGAUACAUGGUAACUCUGGGGAGAGGGAAAUACUGAAGAGAAUUGGGGGUUCUGUUAAAAGGAAGAAGAGAGGGCAACCAACAGUAUCCCCUGUAGUCAUUUUGUUAUGACCUACUGUUUUGAUGUCUAUUAUGCCGUAAGUCUUUGACUUACUUUUUGUUGUGGCCAUAUCAGACUAUUAAUUUUUUUUAAAGUGGUGUGAUUUCUAUUUUAAGAUGGAAGAGUGAAGCUAAAUUUCAGAAUAUCCAUUCUUCUUUUUUUUUUUUUUUGAUGUUUAUUUAUUUUGAGAGAGAGAGCAAGCAGGGGAGGGGCAGAGAGAGAGGGAGAGAGAGGCUCCCAAGCAGGGUCUGCACUGUCAAUGCAGAGCCUGACACGGGGCUCAAAGUCAUGAACUGUAGGAUCAUGACCUGAGUCAACAUCAGGAGUAGGAUGCUUAACCGACUGAGCCACCCAGGGCACCCCUCAAAAUAUCCAUUCUUUUAGACUUAAUGAUAUGAACAGCAAAUAGAUAAAAACUGGCAGAAAUAUACCAACAGCUAUUCAAAGAAAACAGCUGAUGGUUGGUGAGAGAAAGUUUCCAAGUAUUCAAAGGGUUUGGCUCAGUCAUUCUUGUUUUCUAUUAUUAAAAAAAUAUUUUUUAAUGUUUAUUUUUGAGAGUGAGAGAGAGAGCAUGAGCAGGGGAGUGGCAGAGGAAAAGGGAGACAGAAUCCAAAGGAGGCUCCAGGCUCUGAGCUGUCAGCACAGAGCCUAAUGGGGAGCUCACACUUCACGAGCUGUGAGAUCAUGACCUGAGCUGAAGUCGGAUGCUUAACCCACUGAGCCACCCAGACACCGCAACUCAUUCUUAGUCCCACACUAUGCAGAGGCUCUAUGAGAGAAAGGAUAGUGAGCACAACAUUGCAAAAUCCCUAAUGUCUGUGUCAAGGAGCAUGAGUAAGUAUUGGCAGUGCUGUAGGAGCACUGGGAAUUCCAAGUUACUGGAAGUCAUUCCCUGUGGGUUUCUCUUAUGUGAUAAAGAAAGACACAUUGGAGAUUACUAUUCUGGAAUGCUCAGACUGGGAAAGAGGUAGAGAAGAAAGGUAGAAUAAUCAAACCUUAGAGCUGAUUAUCUUCAUCAGUAGACUGGGAGGUAGCAGAACACCUGGCAGGAGGGAACAUCAAUAAUGCAAGUUUCUUUGGAGAACAGUAAGUGGAAGAAGGGGCAUAACUAUAGUAAGCUACAGGUGACAGGGUGGGGUGGAGGUAGGAGUGGGUGCUCGGGAGUUGGGUCAAAGGAAUGACUGCAGAGGAAGAAGAGAACAGCCUGUGCUGGACUCUCUGAUGGAGAUGAAAUCUCUCAAGGGUUGAAGGAAUUAAUGUUGGGGAGGAAAAGAAUAGCUCCCAGGGAGAGGAGCUUAGAGUUACAACUGCUUGUAGCCCUAGUCCCAGCUGAGCUGGUUCUCUUUUCCCUUUUUCACACUCUGUAAACACCAGUUAGAAUGAAUCUGUAAGGGGAGAAGCUCCCCUAGACUACACAGUAACACAUGCAGAAGCACUCCACAGAACACACCAGUGAAGCUUAAGCCAACAGGAAGGCCUCACAAGCCCUCUGCACUCAGGACAGGAUGGAGAGAAAGGCAUGGUACAUGCAGAAGAAGGAUACAGAGUCUAUUACUAUUAUUUUUUAAUAUAAUUUAUCAUCAAAUUGGUUUCCAUACAAAACCCGGUGCUCAUCCCAACAGGUGCCCUCCUCAUUGCUUAUCACCCACUUUUCUCUCCUCCCUGCUCCCCAUCAACACUCAUUUCUCUGUAUUUAAGAGUCUUUUAUGGUUUGCCUCCCUCCCUCUCUGUUUGUAACUUUUUUUGCCCCCUUUCCUUCCCCCAUGGCCUUCUGUUAAGUUUCUCAAAGUCCACAAAUGAGUGAAAACAUAUGAUACCUGUCUUUCUCUGACUGACUUAUUUCACUUACCACAAUACCCUCCAGUUCCACCCAUGUUGCUGCAAAUGGCCAGAUUUCAUUCUUUCUCAAUGCCAAAUAGUAUUCCAUUGUAUAUAUAAACCACAUCUUUAUCCAUUCAUCAGUUGAUGGACAUUUAGGCUCUUUCCAUAAUUUGACUAUUGUUGAAAGUGCUGCUAUAAACAUUGGAGUACAUGUGCCCCAUGCUUCAGCACUCCUGUAUCCCUUGGGUAAAUUCCUAGCAGUGCUAUUGCUGGGUCAUAGGGUAGUCCUAUUUUUAAUUUUUUGAGGAACCUCCACACUGUUUUCCAGAGCGGCUGCACCAGUUUGUAUUCCCACCAGCAGUGCAAGAGGGUUCCCGUUUCUCCACAUCCUCACCAGCAUCUGUAGUCUCCUGAUUUGUUCGUUUUAGCCAUACAGAGUCUAUUCUGGAAGAAAAGCUAAUUUCCCUUCAAAAUGGGAGCAGAUUCCUGAGUAAGCUAUUAAGGAGUAAGCUAUUAAGAACCUGAGUUUCAUAAAACACAGACUCAGAAAUGAUACAAUAAAAUAACAGAAUGAAAAAAAAAAUAACAGAAUGAGGUGAAAAGGGAAGAAUACAGGGCCAGGGAGUCACAUGGGGAGCCAAUUUGCAGAUCAAAUAAAUUUGAAGUAGCUAGGAACUGAACAGUCAUGGCUGGAAGAUGAACUUACUGAGAGUACAAAGCUUGAGAUAUUCACAGUGAAUGCAGAAGAAGAGGAAAGAAAGAAGCAGUUAGGUAAAAAUGAUAGGGGGAGGAUUGGACUUUCUGGAGGUGGAGCUGAGAUAAAAGGAGUAUGGGCCUUCUGUUUUUUGUUCAAGUUCCUCUUGGAAUCAUGUUUUUGGUUGCAGAGGAUUGACGAUUUUAGAUAACACUCAUUUGAAAAUAUGUAAGCACUGACAAAUUGGUGAAAACAAAUGUUCAUGUUCUUUUUAGAAGACUAUCAGUGAGAUGAAAGUUAUAUUUUUAGCCUGAGAGACCAGGAAAAUUCCCCUCUGAAGCAUUUUGUUUCCUGGCAUUGUUACUGAAAACUCCCUUCCCCACAACAUGAUUUUCUGUGCUCUGUUGGAACUGGUCUUUUGCUAAAUGUAAAUACUGACCUGCUGAUCUUAGAGCAAGCACUUUGCUGCUUUCCUACCACCAGAAACCAUUUUGUAGGUCAGGUUUUAUGGAGAAAAAAAUUUUUGUGUGUAUUGUUAGACAUCUGUGGUUAAUCAUUUACCUUUUCUACAUUUCAAAAAAUCUCUUAAGUAAGUCUGGGUAAUAGGUUAGCCUGAAAAAAGAGCAAACAGAUCUACUAACAUUUACUGCCAUUGACUAGAAAAGUGAACUUUCAUUCUUUGCCUUCCAGCAAGUAUAUGCUUUAGAAUCUUUACAUUGCAAAUUGCUGUGGGGAGUAGACCAUAGAGCAGAAAUGGGUUGCUGGAAUGGACUUGUCAUGAAUUAUUCAUUCACUAUCUAGUUCCUUGGAAAUCAGCUGGAGGAAGUAGUUAGUCCAGUUUGAUCACAGGAGUGGUAUGCCAAGGGCUCCAGCAAGCCCUUACAAGUCCAGCCUCGAGGAUGUGCUUCUGCUGUCUGCUGCUGUAGGGCGGCAGCUGCUGUGUAGACGAACCCAGGAACAUGCUGCUGGGGAGAGUUGCACUGAGGACUCCCCAAUGCAUCUUGCUGCGAAAUGAAGCUUCAGAAUGAGAAGACUUUGGGACAUUCCAUGAGUCAUUCAAGUAACAUUUCUAAGGCUGGGGGUUCUUCGCUGGCGUCGGCUCCAGUGUCCGCCUUCUCUCGCACUUCUGUCACGCCAUCCAAUCAGGACAUCUGCAGUUCCAGUGCAGUGUGUUCUGAGUGUUGUCACCAAAGUCCCGUGCAGUCUGCCGUUGUCUUGAAAGCUCCUCAAUGCCAGAGUUCUCUGACACAAGGGCUCACUGUGACAGUUAUCUGUAAAGACACAUUGUCAAAGAGAAAUUCCUGUGGUUCAGAAUGGACCCAGGCCUUGAAGCCUGCUGACAAUACCAAAGCCAGAAGAAUACUAAAGUUCUCAAAAUCCCUAAACGAUGUGGGUGAGAAGCCCCAGAACACUUCGGAAAGUUUUGACUAUGUGGAAAGAACUCGCUCCGAAGGGAAAUUGAUACUCCCUCAAGAUCCAGGUCUCAGGAUUAACAGGUUCCAUCAGAAGGAGAAAAAAGUGCAGCAUCACAAACCUCUUGGCAGUUCCAAACAUUCUUGCGUUUCAUCCCUUUCUGCCAACCGUUCAGUUGCCUCAGAGGUGGAAGCUGGCAAGGGGGGCAUCCACGUCCCUCUUUUGGAAGAGAGAGCGGAUGCUGAAGCUGUGUCCAGGAGCCGGCGACUGCUCCGGUACCUGUUCUCGCUCUCGCACGGCUCGAGCGCCAGCAGCCUGCACAGGUUCCAUGAGCUGGAGGGCUGUGCUGUGCCCCUGCACACCGCCAAGUCCUCCAGCGGGCUGGCAGGGAGCAUGGGCUUCUGCUCCGAUGAAAUGGGAGACGACGAUGUCUUUGAGGACAGCGCAUCUGCAAAAUGGAAGAACAAGGUCCUGCGGGCACCCCUCUGCUCAGUGGAGAAGGACAGUGACCUGGAUUGUCCUUCUCCCCCCUCUGAAAAAUGCCCCCCCAUAUCUCCUGUAUCCACAUCAGGGGAUGCCUGCAGGAUCUGCCACUGUGAAGGGGAUGACGAGAGCCCUCUGAUCACCCCCUGCCGCUGCACAGGGAGCCUCCACUUCGUGCACCAGACCUGCCUGCAACAGUGGAUCAAGAGCUCCGACACGCGCUGCUGUGAGCUCUGCAAGUACGAGUUCAUCAUGGAGGUCAAGCUGAAGCCUUUGAGAAAAUGGGAGAAGCUGCAGAUGACGGCCAGCGAGCGCAGGAAGAUCAUGUGCUCAGUGACAUUUCAUGUCAUCGCCAUCACCUGUGUGGUCUGGUCCUUGUAUGUGCUCAUCGACCGCACCACUGAGGAGAUCAAACAUGGACAGGCAACAGGAAUCCUAGAAUGGCCCUUUUGGACUAAAUUGGUGGUUGUGGCCAUCGGGUUUACUGGCGGACUUCUUUUUAUGUACGUUCAGUGCAAAGUAUACAUACAAUUAUGGAAGAGACUCAAGGCUUAUAACAGAGUAAUCUAUGUUCAAAACUGUCCAGAGACCAGCAAAACGAAUAUUUUUGAAAAAUCUGCACUAACAGAGCCCAACUUUGAAAAUAAAGAUGGACCUGGAACCUGUCAUUCCGACACAAACUCUUCUUGUUGGACAGAACCUGAAGACACUGGAACCGAAAUCAUUCAUGUCUGAUUUUGUGGAGGGUGUAGUUUUCCUGGACAUCGAUGAACAGCUGAAGGAAAUUGUUUACUGCCAAUUCUGUACCUUUUUUUAUGUCCUUUAAUAGCAUAGACCAGGCAGGUGACUGUUUUUUUAAUGGCUUCUCUUUUUCUAAACCCUCCUUAGUGAAUCUCCCAGAAAGCCCUCACAUUGGCUGUGCGUGGCGGGGUCCCACUUCUGCCAGCACUUCCACGGGAAGGGAGGCCCCCGUGACAUUGUGAGGGGUUGCUGGCUGGGUUCUGGCCCACGAAGCCUUGAGCAGUGAGAGAAUAAAAUGCCGGACCCUGAGAAGAGCAGGAGCCGGGUGGCACCCUGGCCUCAGUGCCCUGCCUCUCCCGGUCAGCAGCAGUCCCCCCACUGGAGCAGAGUGUGUGGGAAUGUCUAGUCACGCCAGAGGAUUUCCCUCCUCACCAAGAAGAGCCUGGGGAGAUGAUGCUGCCACUGACGUUUCUCCCGAGCAGACCGGGCAGUGGUGCUCUGUGCAUGGCGGCGAGUGAUUCACUGAGCAAACAGCACUUUACAAAAAGAGAAUCUUUAUUUUGUAGUAUGUGUGUCCAGUGGGAUUGACAUUUAAAAGAACGUCUCAUUUAGAAGCCUUCCUUUCAUGACCCUGAUUACCUAUCUCUUUUACGUUAUGAUAGAUCUAAAACCCUUUUUGCCUUAUAUAUUCUAAGAAACCUGACAUCUGCUCUGUGUCCAUAAAAGGAACUUGUGGCUAUAAAACUGGAUAAACAGGCCUGAGGCUUUUUCAUAAUGUUUCAUGAGAAUUAAUGAACACCAGAUGGCAAUUUGAGCAUAGUUCCUGUGGUUUCAGGCCUAUUAUAUGGCAAGUCUUCAUGUCACAGGCCUGCCCCAAAUAUUUUUUUUUUUGUCAACACUGAAAAAGAAGGUUUUGUGAGAUCUAAACAAAAGGAAGGAAGUGAGUAAUUAGAACAAAACUGAAUGUUUAAAAAUGAUUCCUUUAUGGACAACCUCUCCGGUUCAUGCUGGCUUCACACUGACGGAGUGAGCACGCACUGCCCUGGUCUGGGGCACGCACACUGCAGGCACUCCUGGGCGCCGGCCACCUUGGACAGCUUCUCCUGGGUGGCUCUGUGGAUCACUGCUCAGGGCAGAGAGACAGACGGGCUGGCUCUGGGACAAAGGCCAGGAGCGAGUAGCAAAGUGCCAUGGCCCCACUGGGUCACUGCCCCCAGCCACACCUCCACCCAUUUAUCGCCUUAACUGGACUGGACAGCGAGGACCCUUUAGGGGCCCCUGGCCCUGUAAUCAGUUCGUUCUGUCAUCAGGGAUUAUCUCCUGUACCAUUUUCAUAAGACAAAACCAAACUCACCACCAUCAAAUGGCCUUUGUCCCUUUAAAAAGUCUGCUUAAAAAAAACCCGUUUCUCUGCACCAGGUAAAUAAGAGUCAUCUCCAGAAAAAUAGGCCAAGAGGGUCUGCAGUGUAACAUCAUCAUGCCCAGAAUACUUCCUCUCCAGGUGACUCUGCAUCUGCAGAGCCUCCUAUAAGGGGAAGGCUGCUUGGGUGGGGGAGGGGGUGUCCUGCCCUCAGCCCUCUGAACCUUAGGUGCCCCACCUGUCCUGUUUUGAGGAUGAAGCAAACACAAGAUGAUUCCUUUGCCUUUCAGACUGGAAGUGCUGUGGUUAGUUUUGAAAGCCAGGACGAGGCCGAAGUGUGUCUAAGCUCUGGGAAGGGCGUGUGGUAGCAGGCUUUGCCCUGCCACCUCCUCCCACCCAAAGUCUGACUCAUCAGGAUCACGGAUCCCUGUCUAAGGAUCUGCUCUGCCAUGGCCUUCCUCUGGUUGGGCAGGCACUAUCCAACCAUGGCAACCCCUGAAAAUAGGUCAGCCUGCUCUCGCUCGCGGUCUCUAUCGCACUCUCUCUCGCUCUCUUGUCUCCCAGGCCGCAUCCGGUCCGCGCCUGUGUUCACUGUGCCCCAAGUGCAAUUACCCACACCCCUUUUCAGCCUGGGGACUCCGGGCAGCUACACGCUGUCCACUCAGGGGAGCUGAGUCCUGGUCAGCCCUGCCUCUACCCCUUAGAAACUGCCCAGGCAAGGCCUCUUGUCCCUGCCGUCUUCUUACAGCGAAUGAGUAGUCACGUGAAGACUGGGAUAGAAUUUUAAGUGAGAAUCCUUCCCCUCUCCCCUGAUGGAGGCCCUUAUGCUGAAGCUGAAAGUCACUGAGACUUCCUGCGGAUGGGAAAGUGUGCUUUAGGUAAGGAUAGCUGCUGGGCCGCCCACCUGUCAUGGCUGGCACCCCGUAGAGCAAAGGUGCCUUUAUAACCACGACUGCUGUGUUGCUCCCAUGCCUGACCAGGUUGUCACGUGAAACUCUUACUUCUUUUCAGGAAGGCCUACCACCAUCUCUUCACCUCCACCAAACUCCUAAAAGCCUUCUGCCUGGGGACAGUCCAUCCCACGUCCUUCUUUCCUGUCCUGGGAUGGCACACAGAUGUCCCCUUGCCUUUCUCUUUUCUUGUAGGUUCUAGUUGAGCUCCUCUCACCCCUUUCUUAGUCCCGGCCGUAUUCCCCCGCCUACUGAACUGGGAAGCCAGAAGCCCUGGAAAGGUGCUGUGCUGCCAUCUAGUGGGGGAAGCAGAUCUGCCAGGUGUACCUUUAAUCCACAUCAGCUUGCCCUCUAGUUCUUUGGGGGUUAUUUAUUCCCUAGUCUCCCCGCCCCCUCCCAUUCUGCACCUGGCUUUGUGGGAGGAUGACACUUGGCUGAACCAGAAAUGUGGGAUGAGCCUGUGGGUCUGGGGGCCAGGCAAAGGGGAGAGGGAAGUGGCUCAGGGGUGUGGCCAGCUAGCUCCCUCUGAUUUGGCCUUUGCUUCCCCAAAAGGUACAGUAUGGCUCGAGGGCUUCUGACUUUGGCCGCCAGCAAUAAUUUGUUUUUUUUUUUGUGCCCGAGUUGAUUUUAAGAAUUCCUGGAAACUAUAAAAAGGUCUCAUCCUGCUCCAGGCCUCUAUGUCUCCUCCCUUUUCACCUCCUUCCACCGUUUUCAAUCUUAUGGGUCUAGUUUUCAACCUUGCUGGCGUGCCCUCCCUGGCUCCAGACAUGCAGGCCCCAGGCAGUGGGCCAGCGCAAGCGCAUCAGGUAGUGCCUGCACAGUUAGGGCUGCUUCUGCUGCCUGGUGGGUCAGCCACACGGCUGGCGGAGGCCUGCAAACAGCAGGGCCGAGAUCCACGAUGCUGUGCACUUGGCCUGAUGCAAAGACACUUUUUGAAUACUUUCCCUUUUAGAUCUGAUUUGAAACAUGCAGCUUCCCUCUCCAGCCCAAGGAAAGACCGAAACAUAAGGGAAGAAAAGGAUUUAUCUUUGUUUUGGAAGUAAUUAAGUUGUGCAGCUAUUUACCUAUUUAGAUGCAACAUUUAUAGAAAGCUGAUUGUUAAUAAAAACCAAAUUUACACUGGCA